Molecule: messenger RNA, 1057 nt
Organism: Helianthus annuus (common sunflower)
Lineage: Eukaryota; Viridiplantae; Streptophyta; Magnoliopsida; Asterales; Asteraceae
Exons: 1
Coding region: 41-943 (300 amino acids)
Cellular component (GO): membrane
Source: RefSeq, a predicted model, not a curated record
AUGCACAACUGCAAUCAAACACAUUCAAGUCCUCAAACUAAUGGACUCUAACCAUCUUUUUCUCACUUGGGUUCUUCUUGUUUUCUUGUCAAUGCCCACAAAGUUUCUCAUCCAAGCUCAAGCCAUCAAGCCCACACGACUCCUCGACCUCACAAUUCAAAACUACACCUUCAAGUCCUUCAAGAACUUCAAAACCGGCACAUCAUAUAAUAUCCAUUUGCCCUCGAAUUUUACGGGGAUCAACGUUAGCACGGUUAAGUAUCGUAGCGGAAGCCUCAAAAGGUAUGGUGCCAGUAUUCAAGAAUUUCACUUGGGUGUUGGUGUGGAUGUUCAUCCAUAUGUAGGGAGAGUCCUUUUAGUAACACAAAAUCUUGGAAACAAUUGGUCUAAUAUUUACUAUGACACUUAUAUUUACAACCAAUUAGUAGAUUAUCAACUUGUGUCUCCUGUGUUAGGAUUACUAGCUUAUAAUGCUGACUCAGAUUCUAAAGAAUUAGAGGUUAAAAUUCAGUCCCCAAAAGUCAAUGGAAUAAAGAUAGAUUUUAGCAACUACACCAUUCAAAAGAAUGACACUUUGCAUGGUAAGAUGCAAAUGUGUGCAACAUUUGGUGAUGAUGGUAAGGUGACACUCCAAAAAGAGGUUGCACCCAACAUUUGUGCCACCUCAAGCCACGGCCAUUUCGGGUUGGUGGUACAGUCACCAAUGUCGCCGGAGGGGAAGAAGAUAAAGCGGUGGAAGGUGGUGUUUGGAAGCUCGGCUGGGGCGGCUAUUGGGGCUUUUCUUUUGGGGUUGCUUCUAGUUGCCAUGUUUGUGAAUGGGAAGAAGAAAGCAAGGAUGGAUGAGUUGGAAAGAAGGGCUUAUGAAGAGGAAGCACUUCAAGUUUCGAUGGCUGGACAUGUGAUUCGAGCUCAUAAUGUUCAUAAUCAUCAUCAACCUCGGUGAGUUUAGGUGUUUGUUUGUACUACAUUGUAUCCAAAAAUUCUUUGUACUAUGUUUGAUUGUAAAAUGUCUUGUAUUUUCCCCUAAUAUUUUUGACAAUAGCAAAAAGUUUAAAUA